GUCUAUCAACAUUAAAAUCUAACCAAAUUAUUUUGCUCAUGCUAAGUUCUGUUUUUAAAUCCUUUCAACCACAAAUGCCACAAAUAACUGUCCGUAUCCAAAAGCGUUUGUAUCCUACUAAUGGUGGACGGCCGGUGAUUCGCUUGUCAGUGUUGUCAGUCGUUCCACGGCGUUUGGACGACGAACGCACGUUUCCUACGUCUCUGGGUAGUGAACGAACAGCGAUAUAAAACACGUUGUUUCAAAAAAAAAAAAAAACUUAUGUAAAUUUUUGAACGAAGACAUUAUGUCAAAUUAUUUAAAUAUUAUUAUAAUUGGAUUUUUUUAUUUAAUAACAUCUGGUUCUUCGAUUCCCGAAAUUGAAGACAAUGAAGAUGUGCUGCAUUUAAUAGGAGAGCCGGACUUUCGAGAUGUGCGACUCCGUUGGGAAUAUGGCAAAGUUGAUGAGAAAGAUAGACCGAAACUUCUAGCGUUUCAAGUACACUACUGUGAACUUCAAGCCUGGGGACAUUCCCGAUGUCGUACGAAGGUCAUAGAUAACUUGGUGGAGGAGAUGUCCACGAGUAGUACAAUAGAUACAUCAACAACGACAUCGGGUCCGGUUGCGCGCCGCGGUCGUGCAUACAGCACACGCAUCACCGGCCUGCGCAUGGCCACCACAUACUCAUUCGAAGUGCGUCCUGUGAGGCGAGACGCACGCGACCUCGCCGACCCGCAGUCGAUUGGAUCGAAAAUCAUCAUUGUGCCCACAAGAGGAUUUUCAGCCCGAGCUAUCCAGUGCUUACCCCACGCGAGCGAAGUGGAAGUGUCGACGGGACCUUAUUUUGGCGGUCGCAUAGCCGUCGAGGCAGCGGACGGCGGCCCAGAGCGGUGCUCCAUACGAGGCAAUCCCAACAGCGCACAAGACGCAUACAUUUUACGCAUCCAUCACGACGAGUGCGGGUCCGACGUGAACGAGACAACCGUUGCUACAUACGUUAUCGUUCAAGAGAACCUGCCUAUUCUAACCCAUAGCACACGACGUUUCCUUGUAAUAUGCACGUAUAAGCCGGAGACGUUGACAGUGCGAGCGGGCAUUAAUUUACCUAAGUCUAGCCCCGGAGAUGUCCUGAAUAGUUUCAAUUCUCAUCACACAGGCGAUGUGGAGCCUUUUGAGAAUCAAGAUAUGGACUAUAAUGAACUCCGACCAGCGAGACUUGAAGCCAUAAAGGAAGAAACUAAAUCAGGUGGUUAUAGUGAGAUCACUUUGGUAAUGUUUUUGGUUGUAGCUGCUUUCGGGGGAAUAGCUUUAUUAAUAUGGAAAGUUGUCCCACAAAGCGCCAAAGACAACGCUUCUGCAUCGACAAUAUCCUCUUUAUCUCCUACCAGUAUAUUUAACAGGCGAAACAGAGACAGAUUUUCAGACCACGGUUCUAUUUACUCAAUCACGUUAUCAGAUAAAGAUGCGGUGGUGCAGAAGCCGACUGAAGCUGACAAUACUUCAGAAGCGUGAAAGAAAAUAACUAAUAAUACGAACUAAUAACAUUCUCUAAAUUACAUUAAAUGUUUAAUACUACACUGACUGGGUGUCACGUAAUUAUCCUGGGUACGACAGGCGGUAUCGUCAGUGAUUUUUGCCUUAUUUAUUUCACUAGUUUUUCAGGUUGCAUGUAAUGUAAGAAGAUUUAAAACAAAUUGACGCGAACGGAGUUUUUCAAAUUCAUACACUUUAUCUAUAUUAGAAUUAAUAGCCUGUAAAAAUGAAAUAUUCUACUCUGUGUUCCUAAACUAUUCAUUCAAGUGUGACGUGUGUGAAACUCGAGGAGUCUCGGUGCACUCCAAGAAAUUGUCUUAUUAUUUAUUAUGCCUGGUAUUAUACCUACCCUCAACGUAAGACAAAUAGGCACUAUGGCGCGUAAUCAGAUUUCAAUUGUAGGUUUAGAUUCUAUAAUGGAGUCUCUUGUCUUAAGCAUGAAAGUAGCUAUGAAGCAAAAAUCGUCAUUUUGUAUUGCCCUGCUUCCUCGUUCCCAACAGCCACGGCUGAAUAUAGAUGCUGAAUAUAGAAUAUAGAAUAAUCUCAAACAAUUUCGCAGAGAAGCAUAGCACAUGUUGAAAAAAAAUGUCAUUAUCCAGGAAACGGGGCAUACGUUUCUGUUGACACAAUGGAGUCACUCUUUCUUUGAUAUUUUCUCGUAGUAUAUAUGUAGGUAUUGAGAUAAGAGUCAACAAGGGAAGGCUCUCUUAAAUAGUCCCUAUAAUUUUUUGGGUUUUGUGUUUGCUGUUUAACUCUAGUGUAUUAGUUAGUAUUUGUGAUGCACUGAAUUAAGUAUUGUUUUUUUACAAAUUUGCCAUAGGUAAAUUGGAUAAGGGGACUAUUUUCAAAUGGAUAAGACUUAUUUUGGGUAGUCGAAUCCUGAAUAGUUUGUUUGAACAUUCUAUUGAGGUUUUUGAGUACUUGAUUGAUUAAUAUAAUUUUAGAUUUAUAGUGUAGGUAAUUAUCUUAUUAUAAUAGUUUAGAUAUGUAAUGGUAUUGUAACGUUUUACAUAGCAAGCACUAAAUGUGAGGUUAAAAAAGUUUGAUUUAAAAUACAAGAAACAUGUACAAAA
Messenger RNA from Bombyx mori (domestic silkworm), 2586 nucleotides. RefSeq lists its product as uncharacterized. NCBI's taxonomy places the organism in Eukaryota, Metazoa, Arthropoda, Insecta, Lepidoptera, Bombycidae. The record is from RefSeq and is a predicted model, not a curated record. The coding region runs from base 287 to 1492 and encodes 401 amino acids. The transcript has 6 exons.